AUGCCUCCCGAUGCAGCACCCGAACCCGACGCGAAUGUUGUCGAGCAAGUCCGUUCACAAGUGCUCGACCUCCUCCAUCCCCGCUACGACACCCAUUUCAACAUUCUACGAUGGUUACAAUCAUGUGAAUAUAACGUGCCGAAGACAGUUCACAACCUUCGGAAACAUCUGAGGUGGAGAAGAGAACGCCAUCUGGACGAGGAUGGUCGUGGCCUUCAAAGUUGUGCUGUGACAGCUGAAUAUGCGCCAGUCUCGAUUAUUGGACCAAAUCGGAAAGACGGAGACCGAUUAAUCGUCGUUGACCAAAGCGGUCGGAUCGAUAUCGGAGGAGUGAUGAAAUCGAUUCAGCCGACUCAAUACCUACAUCAGUUAUUCCGUAAUUUCGAAAAAAUGCUGACAAUCUUGAAUGAGAUGGAAGCGAAGAACGGGGUGUUCAACUGGCUCUGUAUACUACAUCUUCUCGAUGCUCUGAAGAUCUGCACGUUUCGAUCCCUCGCUUCUAGGAAUCCUCAGCGGAGCGCUAUUUCGCCAUUUAUACCGGAGAGGUGCCCAUAUAGUGAAUAG
Cooperia oncophora is the source of this 564-nucleotide messenger RNA. The record is from the annotation of a GenBank genome assembly. Lineage: Eukaryota; Metazoa; Nematoda; Chromadorea; Rhabditida; Trichostrongylidae.